Molecule: messenger RNA, 6367 nt
Organism: Bursaphelenchus okinawaensis
Lineage: Eukaryota; Metazoa; Nematoda; Chromadorea; Rhabditida; Aphelenchoididae
Source: the annotation of a GenBank genome assembly
AUGCCGCGGCCGCAAAUUAAUCAAGGCCGGCCGAAUGAAAAAGGGCAAGGUAAGUUCGAACCGUUAUUUUAUUACCCAUAUUUUAGUAUGUUGUUCAAAUAAUUCUGUGCCCUCUAACUACAAAAAUUUGCAUUGUCGAGAAGGAGGUACAGAAUUAUUUGAACAACCUAAUAGAUAAAAGCUGAACUUUGGUGUUUCUAUGGACUUUUUGACCGUACCAUUUGGUCUUUCUACGAACUUUUUGACCGUACCAAUUGGUUUUUCUAUGAACUUUUUGACCAUACCAUAAAACUUUACUAUACCAACCCAACCAGCUAAACCUAUAUUUUUCUCAUCCUCAAAAUCAUACCCUACUCUAGCUUCCUUAAAGCCUUCCAAUCCCAAUACAAACAAGCAAAGCCAAACAAAACUAGUACAAGAAAAGCCAGCCAAAAAUAGCCAAAACUAGUACCAAUACCUAUAUAAACCUUUAAUAAACCUAAAUGAAUACCAUUUCAGUACCGCUAAACUGCCAACUAUCAGAAGAUGCGUACCGACGAAUCAAACAAGUCGAUCAACAAAGCUCAACACUAACGAAUCAGGGAAUUCAGGGGUUUUCGGCGCGAAUCCUAGACCGUGCCGAGUACCCAACGCCGGACGGCAAGGAUCUGAGUGUGGUACAGUUGAUAGAAAUCAUCAAAAAACCCGGGCAAAGUCUGGGCCUGUACCUGAGGGAGGGCAAUGGUAAGUGUGGGGGUUGGGAGAACCUCCGUCUUCCCGCCUCGUUAAAACACGUUUUUUGUAAGGGCCGAGAACCCGACUCGACAGGAAAAAAGUCAAUGUCUCAGAAAUGCCUAAAAAUUGAAUAUAUGUUUUGUUAAAUAGCUAGAAAUUUAAAAAUACAAAAAAAAAUUUGACAACAACAAACAUUAUGGUGAAAACCGCAUGUCUGUAUGACGUUUCGUUCUUGAGUUAUAAAAAAUGAGGUCAAGCUACAGUACUCCAUGAUACUGUAACUUCGAAAAUUUUUUUUUGUAUUUUUGAAUUUCUAGCUAUUCAACAAAACAUAUAUUCAAUUUUUAGGCAUUUCUGAGACAUCGACUUUUUUUCCUGUCGAGUCAGGCAUUCAAUUUGCUCGAUUCUUAGAAAAAACGUGUUUUAAGAGGAGAGGAUAAGACGGAAAGGUAAGAACAACAACUUUAAGAAAAGAUGGGACACUAGGAUUAAUAAAGCUGUCAUCCGGCCCAAAAACGAUCAAAGCUUACACCUGAAGGGGUCAACUAGACCCGACUAGGACAAAGCCAGUCCAAAAAACUAGGCCCACCCCUCCUCCCAAAAAAACUUAAGCCUAACCUAACCCAACACCAAGUUCCAGGCUACGACUGCAGUUACGGUGUAUUUGCUUCGCGAUUCGGAGAAGGCUCAGAACUCGAAAAGAUGGGUAAUAUAAUCCGUCCUGGAGACGAAAUUCUCAAUGUGAAUAACGUCGAGGUGCGCGACAUGAGCAUCGACGAUGUAGUUUAUGCUUUAAGUAUACCAAGAAGACUGGUUUUGAGAACAAGGCAAGUUUUUUACUAUUUUUUUGGAUUUUAGGUAACAAAUUAGAAUUGAAUUGGCUGUAAAAGGCUGUGAAGUCAUCUUUAUCUCACUGAAAUGAGCUAGAGAUAGCGAUUUAGACUAGGCUAUGAUUAGAAUAUGAUGACUAAUCAAAAACCGCUUCAGAUUCCUAGAAAACCGCCGAGAUAUGGUGGAUCCUUCGAUGAAAAACGUCGAGAAACCAGUGAUAAUUCGAACUGCCGAAGAUCGAAACGAAAGCGAUCGACAGUCAAUGUUCAUGAACCCAAAACCCCAACCCAGCAUCUUAACGAAACCAGCACGAACGGCCAGUACGUGGCUUGGAAAACGCGCUAGACAACAACAGGAAAGCGAGGUAAGACUAAGUAGAAGUAGGACUAGAUUAAGACUAAAAUAGGCAUAAGAUAAGGUUUAAGUAGGGUAGACUAGAGCAAUAUUAAGGUAAGACUUUUGCAGACUAGGUAAAGACUAGGGCAGAAGCAACCCGUAUUUUACAAAAAAAAUACAACGUUCUAUUUCAGAAGCAAAACCACAUGCUACACCAGCAAUACAGCCAAGACCUAACCCCAAUGUCCUCACAAUCCACUCCCCCAUCUACAUCAACAUUGAAACGAGUUCCAGCUCAAUACAGUAACUACAGUCCACCUUCCGUCGCUCAAACCGCCUUUGUACCGCCGCCCAAGAUUUGGAACGAUCCGUACGGUGAGAACGGUCAACGAUUUGGCUCUCAAAACGCAUUAGGAAGUCAAGCUGAGAACCCUUAUCAGUAUGGAGAACGGUACUGUAGGUACGGUGGUAUGACAUCAAGUCAGCCGAAUCCGUACAGCUCGAACAAUGUUAUGAGCUCUUCGAUGGGUCAAGGUUUUGGGCAGGGUUUGGGACAAAAUAUUGGCCAAGGAUUAGGCCAGGGUAUGAACCAAGCUUUAGGGCAAGGCAUGGGCCAACCUUUGGGCCAAAAUAUCCAACCGCUAGGCCAAGGAAUGACCAAAAACCUGCCCUACAACACUCUCAACCCCCAAAACCAGCCUUUCAACCCCAGCCUCAACCCUCAACUCAAUCCCAUGUCAUCAACAAUGUCCUCAGCCAUCCCUCCAGGCCUUUCCCAACCCUACGGCAAUCUAAACUACAUUAAUCCAGCCCUAAAUCCAUCAGUGCCACCAUUAACACCAGGUUAUAACUACAAAAGCAACUCGUUGCCAAGAAGGAGGAUUCAGUCCGAAGUUGCUGGACCAGCAGGACCAUUAAGGUCAGUGAAGUGGAGAAACGACGUGAUCAGCCCAGGGGGCGCUAUCUAUGGCGGCCGAUCGGCUAUGAGUGAUAUUGCUUCGCCACUAACGCAAAGACGGAUGGACUAUGCGCAAGCUGGCCGUGCUCAUUCUACUAUCUCUUCGCCUGGGACUACUAGUACGUUUUAGGUUUUCUUUGCUUAAGUUUUCCUAGUUUAGGCUUAGGCGUGAGUAGAAAAAACGAUUUUUUAAAUUUUUUUUGGCAAAAGGAGCGCUGAUAUUCAUUUUUAAUUUCUGUGUCUCCUCUCUUUAUACAUCCUUUAAAAAUGGCAUAAAGGUCACGUAAAGAUACCUAAUUUCAGGAUCAGCCCCAGGACGAUCAGUUAUGGAUAUAUUCUCAGCUCAAGAAUAUCGAAAUUGGGCCGAUCCGUACGGUCAACCGCCCGACGGUCCCAUCUAUGGUAGAACACCAACAAGACUAGGCUAUGGAAUGAGAUCUACAUCGCUACCUUCAAGAACUAUUAUUGUAGGUUUAGAUGUCAAAUCUUUAACUAUCCCUUAGACUAGCCGGCCCUGCCCUAGCUUUGAUUUGUACCACCGGAUAAUUACCCUAACUUAUUUCUACCUCAACCCUGUGCUAACUUUCCACUAGUUUUACCUUACUCUUACCGUACCUUAUUAUAAUGCAAAAAAGUUGAUAAAGUAACCGUUCUGCCACUUUAGAACUCACUAACAAGCAACGACCUUGACUUACGUCGUCAACGGCCGAAUUACGCUCAACCCGAGCCAGCGGCCCAAUUCCCAACCCAAAACCCAAUGGAACGACAAUGCCAAAUCCUGGACCGGCUCCACCUCAGCCCUCUAGUCAAUCGACGCGUACCACUACGAGCUGCUGGACCCGGCUUUGACGUGGACCAAGUUUCACUCUCUUCCUUAACCGGCAUAAUCACCGUCUGGAUUCUGGAAGGCCGAAACUUGCGAAUUCCAGACAAAAACCAGUCAAAUCAACUGUACGUCGUGCUCGAAAUCGACGAAGUUCAUCGUGCACGGACCGGAAUCUCAACUCCCGAGCAGAAGUUCCGAUGGCGAGAAGGGUUUGAAAUCGACGUUCAAAAUGCCAUUAAUGCACAAUUCUUUGUCUACUCAUGGCAUCCUCAAUAUCGUCACAGGUUUUGUCAUAAAGCGUCGAUGAAGUUGGCCGAUGCCUUCUUCGUUGAUCAGCUGAAUGGAGUUCGGGUAUUUGCUUUGAAUUUGGAGCCAAAAGGCCAGCUGAUGGUACGGGUGGCGUUCAGUGACAUGGCACAUGCUUAUCGACGUGCUGUGAACGUUCGGUGAGUUGUGGAGGGUUCUGGGGUAAAAAGGUAGAAAAUAAAGAAAAAACUUACUUUUAACUUUGAAAAGUGAUGGUUUGAGGUACCUAAAACAUAGAUAACGCCUAAGAAAAAGUAUAUUUAACCCAGAGGUUUGACUAAAAAAAGAUUUAAAUCUAAAAAUUGAUAAAUCCAUCAAAAAACAAGCUAAAACAUUAUCAAAACACAAAAAAUACAUCCAAAAAUCCAAAAUUAUUUUUUUUAUAUCCCUAACACAACAUAAAUAAUUAAAUUACCUAUUAAAUAUCAAUCAAAACAGCCAAGGUAACUAAAAUAAUAUUUUCAACUAAUUUAUUUGCAUCGGAAUGCCACAAAAGAUAUUUUUCUGAUUUCGUUGCAGGACCUACUGAAAAAGGAGGUGUUAUAAGAUUUUACUGCCAAAUUAUUGUUAGGUUAACCAAAGUAUCUUUAAAAAGUAACCGUGGAGUAAUUUUACAGGUAUAAUGCGUCAUUUGGAGUCCCAUUAAAUCAGCUAUGUCAGCGAGAAGAAAAGGAAACAUCAACAGUGUUCUUGAGGUUGAUAACGGAGAUUGAGAAGCGUGGAGUUGAUGUUCCUGGGCUUUAUUAUUGUAAGUCGAUUUGAUUUUUGUUUGCUACUAGUCUACUUUAUGUUUUGGUUUACAAUUUAAAAUUUUGAGAUUGAUUUAGGGCUUUUAAUUCAUUGUGCAGUCUUCUGGGUAAAAUUAGACUUCAUGAUCAAUAUUUUUUUCGCUAUAACUUUUGGCUCAGUGGUCCAAUAGGUUUCAUUUUUCUUACAUAGGUAGAAAAUAGUAUAAUCUUUAAAAUCUUAUCAAAAAAUUACAAUAUAACUUUCAAAUUACAGUAUCCGGAGCGCUGGAACGCAAGAACUACAUCAAGGAACUGAUGAACCGUGACCCAAUUGGAACUGAUAUCAGUCAAGUACCCGUACCAGACAUCAAUCUAUUGACAUGUCUAGUUAAAGACUUUCUAAAGGAACUGCCAGAACCAUUAGUACUACCGAAUAUCUACGCAAUGUUGGUUGAUGCGAGCUCUGCGAUAUUACCAUCGGAUAAAGAGGGGAAUCAAGGAAUUAUGCUCAAGAUUGUUGAUUGUUUGAGCAAUUACAACAAGGUAAGGGAGUUGACAAGGGAGAAAAUUUAGUUUUCUAUGUUUUAUAUUGAUUUAGGUUGGUUUUUGGGGACUUGGGACGGUAUUAUGAAGAGAUUUAGCUGAAUAGGUCAUGGUUUAUAUGGAGUUUAAGGGUUUUAAAACUAUUUUUUGAUGUGAUUCUGGUUGAAUUUAAUGUAGUAGGCUUGCAGAAAGUAUUGCAAAAUAAAUUUCGUUUAAUAUUUUGAUAUUUUGAAAACCGCAAGUACUUUCUUUUCAGUUGAAAAGAAGGAAAAGCCGUACAAAUUGGGUUCAAACGUGUUUGAAGACCUUAUCAUUAGUUUUCACUGCUUUUUUAUAACUCUAAUGACUUUCUUUUUACUUUUAAUUAAAGUACAAAACUCCGAAUUCACGUAUUUUACCUUUUCAAACCCUAAAGAUGUUGUUUUAGACCACAUUGAUUCAACUAAUCGAUCACAUUCAAAAGCUGAUCGGCUCGGAACCUCAUAAUGGCUUAACAAUGAAUAGAAUUUGUGCAGUUUUUGGUCCACUGAUAUUCUGCACGAAUGAUGCUAACAACUUGGCGAGGAAAUCGGAUUCUGAAAUGAGGAAGGUCGAUCUACUCGAUGCUGCCCAAGCUACAACAUCAUUGAAGUUGGUGUUGGAGAACUGGCCUAGUCGGUUUAGUAAGUGUAAAUUUGGUCUAGGGGGGUUUUGAGGGCGGGUAUGGCGUUUGUAAGGGUUAAUAUGGCAUUUUAAGCAUGAUUUAGAUAUUUUGGGGGUGUGAAGUUGAAAAUUUUUCAAAAAAAUUUUUUUUUGAAAUUUUGAAUAUUUUUGAAAAGUUUUGUUUUGAAUCUAUUUUUUAGGUAUAAUAUAAAUUUUGAUGUCAAGACAGACUCUUUCUGAUUAUAAAAUCUUAAUUUUUUAAAAAAAAUUAAAUUUAAAAAAAAUUUAAAAUUUUUUUUUAAAAACCUCAUUUUAGGCAGUGAAAACAGUUCCUUGGACGAGAGUGCCAAUUCUCAGCUGCAAGAGCAACAAUCAGCCGCAACUUUGCCGCGACAAUCAUCAUUGGCAAACCAACGAAAUCGACCGGUCAGCGAUUUGAACCAAAGGCAACCAAAUGGCUGUGUUCGGUUUCAAGUCGAUUGA